AUGAACGCUGCGAAUGUCGCCUUCGAUCCAUGGACAGAGGUCGAAGGCCUUCUCGGCGCUCCGCCGUCGAGCAGCUUCGAUGUCGCUCUGCCGCAAGUGAUUGACUGGAAAAACGCCAAUGAGACCGCAAUUGAAGAACUCCGACUGAGCAUUUGGGACAGCAUCGUCUGCCUCAAGCACCUCGAGGGUCGCCGAGGGUGCCAGGAGCUUCGGCGAAAUCGCGCCGUCCUGAUCGACCACGCGCAGACGCAGUUGCAGCGCAAGAGGCUGGCGCGCUGUCAGGGGAGGAUUUUGGAGAGCUCGUCGGAGCUGUUGGAGGAGGGCGUCAUCGAGGGGUUUGUCUUCGGCCUCGUGCCCUGCAACGGCGAGGCCGUCGGCGGCGCCUCCGCCAACCUCCGCGCCUGGUGGAAGGACGCCGUCCGGUUCGACCGCGAAGGCCCCGCGGCGAUGGCCGCGCACUGCGCGGAGGCGGGGAGCCAGCUGGUCAUGGCUGACUUCUCUAUCCCCGCCGCCUUGGCGGAGCUGCAGGACGGCAUUUUGAGCUCGCUCAUCUCGACCUUGAUGCCCAUCUGCGAGCCGCCGCAGCGCAAGUUCCCGCUCAGAAAGGGCAAUCCACCGCCGUGGUGGCCGGCCGUGGAGGACGAGCAGGAGGAGGAGGACUGGUCUCGUCCGCCCUACAAGAAACCACACGACCUCAAGAAGUCCUGGAAGGUGAGCGUCCUGAUUGCGAUCGUCAGGCACCUGAUGCCCGGCAUCGACAGGAUCCAGCACUCCAUCGAGCGCAGCGUGUGCCUGCAAGACAAGAUCACCGCCAAGGAGGUCGAAAUUCUAGACGCCGUUCUGGCGCACGAGCUCAGGAGGCAUUUCAGUAGCAGCAGCAGCAGGGAGUGCCCAAGAACAAUUUCGCCCUUCUUCCUCCACCGCCGGAGCAGCGUGAAACGACAAGAGCAGAGUGUGAUGCAGGAAAGCUUCAAUAUGCAACAACAGCCUGUGCUCCCAUUUCGUCUGCCUACGAUCGAGGAGGGGAUGAACCCUACUACUAAGCAUUCACUGCCGGAAAGCAUAUUACUUUGGUCUGAGUUGUUCCCCGCUGAGAAGAACAACCAAUUCUUGGAGCCUGUUCUAGAGCAGGACGAUGGAGCAGGCUCUACUGCGGAUAACUUCUUGAUCAUGAGUCGACUGGAUGCACUGCCUGCUACUCGAGCGUUGGAAAAUUUCUCCAACUUUGAGGAAUAUGAUUGGUCCAAAGAGUUUGCAGUCUAA
Molecule: messenger RNA, 1263 nt
Organism: Zingiber officinale
Lineage: Eukaryota; Viridiplantae; Streptophyta; Magnoliopsida; Zingiberales; Zingiberaceae
Product: protein ETHYLENE-INSENSITIVE 3-like 1a
Exons: 1
Coding region: 1-1263 (420 amino acids)
Cellular component (GO): nucleus
Molecular function (GO): DNA binding; DNA-binding transcription factor activity
Source: RefSeq, a predicted model, not a curated record